Molecule: messenger RNA, 321 nt
Organism: Protopolystoma xenopodis
Lineage: Eukaryota; Metazoa; Platyhelminthes; Monogenea; Polystomatidea; Polystomatidae
Source: the annotation of a GenBank genome assembly
CUGGCCCAACCACUUAAUUCUGGCUGUACUGCCACCAUCUCCAGCAAGUGCCUGCCCAGUGACCGAUUGGCGCCACCAUUGUCGCUAAUACCAACAUCGGCGACAAUACUCGCUUCCUCCACUUCCACGCCAGCAGUUGUGACCACGAGGGCUUCGGUAGCUUCCACGUUCUAUGAUGGAGUCUUCACCUCGACGCCAACGCAGACUCGGAGUGCAACUACGCAGCAGCAACUGAUGCAAGACUCGGUAAAGGAAAAACCAUUGCCAUCACGGCCUCCGCCACCACCGUUUUCCCAGUCAUCCGGGGAGUCUCAGCAUUAG